Molecule: messenger RNA, 1350 nt
Organism: Diabrotica balteata
Lineage: Eukaryota; Metazoa; Arthropoda; Insecta; Coleoptera; Chrysomelidae
Source: the annotation of a GenBank genome assembly
AUGGAAUUAUUUUGUACAAACAAAAAGGACAAAUUAUCGGAAAGUGAGCGUGAACUGAUCGAUAGAAGCUUAAUUAAGAUGAUCGCACUUGAUUAUCGACCAAUUAGCAUCGUUGAAAAUAUUGGUUUGCUAUACUAUUCAAAACAGUUGCAACCGUUAUAUACUUCUCCUAACAGGAAAGUAUUAUCAACACAAAUGAUACCGAAUGCGUACAAUACAAUUUUUCAACAGUUAUGGGCAAUGUUAAAUUAUGUUGAGCAUGUAUCAGUAACAACAGAUAUCUGGACAUCAGGCAGCACAAAAGCCUUCCUGACAUUAACUUGCCAUUUCAUCCACAAUGAUAAACUGUGGAAUACAGUUUUAGCGACAGAAGAAUUUUCAGAAAGGCAUACCGGAGAAAAUACUGCGAACAUGCUAAAGUCAAUGUUUGAAGUAUGGAACAUCGACAAAAAAAUUGUAGCUGUAGUUAGUGAUAAUGGCGCUAAUAUAAAAAACGCGAUAAUUGAGCAUUUGAAUCUACGCCAUCAUGCGUGUGUAGCGCAUACAUUAAACUUAAGUGUACAAGAAGCCAUUUCCAAAGACGAAACGGUAAAACAAUUAAUCGCGAAGUGCCGGACAAUAGUGUCGCAUUUUAAUCAUAGUGUCGUGGCUUCCGAAAGACUAAAGUCCAUGCAGAAACAACUUCGUUGCCCUCUAUAUAAAGUAAAGCAGGAUGUUUCCACCAGAUGGAAUUCUACGUUGACAAUGAUGGAAAGAUUACUAUUAUUAAAAGAUCCACUGUCAGCUAUAAUUGUGUCACUUCCAAAUGUACCACCUUUUUUGACGAUUGCAGAAUGGGAAAUAAUUAGUGACUUGGUGCCUGUUUUAAAACCCGCAGAAUUGAUGACAUCCGAACUAUCAGGGGCAAGAUAUAGCACCAUGUCACGAAUUAUUCCCCUUGUGAGAGGAAUUCAACAUCUUUUGAUGAACAAAAAAACAAAAUCACCUCCGGGGAAGUCCCUUAAGGAUGGUCUUUUGGAUGUGAUAAGUAGAAGACUAUGCAUGUUGGAAACAAACCAGUUAUGUGCCAAGGCAACUUUCCUUGAUCCGCGAUUUAAGAAAGUAGGAUUUGGUUUGCCGGCAAAUGCUGAUAAUGCACAAAAAUUAAUUGUAACUGAAUUGGCAAACAUUUUAAAUCUCAAAAGCGGUUUACAAAACCAAGAGACCGAUUCUUCUUUAUCAAACGAUUUGUCCAACGAAAAUCAAACAAACGAAGGCGAUGACCCUUGGGCACAUUUUGAUGAAAAAGCUACAAAAAUUAGAAGUCAAUCCACUCCAUCUUCAGAAGCAAAUGUUUUGAUUAAAUCUUGA